Eimeria necatrix is the source of this 1791-nucleotide messenger RNA. RefSeq names its product RNA helicase, putative. The transcript has 11 exons. Gene Ontology annotation, molecular function: RNA helicase activity. Gene Ontology annotation, biological process: RNA catabolic process; maturation of 5.8S rRNA. Lineage: Eukaryota; Apicomplexa; Conoidasida; Eucoccidiorida; Eimeriidae. Gene Ontology annotation, cellular component: nucleus. Bases 1 to 1791 code for a protein of 596 amino acids. The record is from RefSeq and is a predicted model, not a curated record.
AUGGACGAGCACAAGGUUUUCCGCGAAGACAGCUUCUUGCGGGCUGUUGCUGCGCUGCAGCACGCGGCGGAGCAGCAGCAGCAGCAGCAGCAGCAGCAGCAGCGCCGCAGGCGCAGGAACCGCAACGGCAUUCAGAAAAUCCUGCUCAUGUGCGAAAUGAGGAACUACACGCCCGUCAUUGUCUUCUGCUUCUCCAAGCGCGAGUGCGAGGCCAACGCACAGGCCCUCAUCGGCAGCAGCAGCAGCAGCAGCAGCAGCAGCAACGGCAGCAGCAGCAACGACACCUUCAGCCUCACCAGCGAAGAGGAACGCAAGUUCAUCGCGGAAAUCUUCCAAAACGCCGUCAACACCCUCGACGAGGAAGACAGACAACUCCCCCAGAUCAAGUCUAUCCUGCCGCUGCUGCUGCGAGGCAUUGGCAUUCACCACGGGGGUCUGCUGCCUUUUGUGAGGGAAUUAAUUGAAAUUCUUUUUCAGGAGUCGCUGAUUCGGGUGCUGUUCAGCACUGAGACCUUCAGCAUGGGAGUCAACAUGCCCGCUAAGACUGUUGUCUUCACCGCAAUUCGCAAAUGGGACGGAGAGGCCUACAGACUCAUCAACGGCGGAGAGUACAUCCAAAUGGCCGGCAGGGCGGGACGGAGGGGCCUCGAUGACAGAGGCAUUGCGAUAAUAAUGUUUGACGAGCAGGUGGACCCGGAGGAGGCGAAGGGUUUGUUCAUGGGAGGCGCAGCUCCUUUGAUUUCAACUUUCCACUUGGGAUUUAAUAUGCUUUUGAAUUUAUUUCGAAUUGAAGAUGCAGAUCCAGUUUACAUGAUUUCCCGCAGCUUUGCAAAUUUCCAGCAGCACGGGCGCUCUUUGAAGCUGCAGCAGGAGCUGCAGCAGCUGCAGCAGCAGCUGCGAGCAGCAACAGACAUUCGCUCUCUUGUGACUCUUCCUGAAGGCGAAAAAGAGCCGGACUUCGACGUGGAAGAAGCAAUAAGCAGCUUCUACGGGCGGAAGCACGAGCUGCUGCAGCAGGGGCGGCUGCUGCGGUCCAUUGCGAUGCAGCCGCAGCAGCUCGCGCGCUUUCUGCAGCCGGGGCGGCUUGUGGGGCUGCUGGAGGACGACGGCACUGAGUGGGGCUGGGCCACUUGCGUGCAAAAGCUUCAAAAGCGAAAAGUUCCCUCCACAAAUGCCCACGAAGGACCCACUGAACAGCUGCUGGUCCACUGCCUCGUUAGCUGCGACCCUCUCUCUGUGCAGCCCCUCGAGCCCAAGGGGGCCCCCGGGGGCCCCCCAGCAAAGGGGGCCCCUGGGGGCCCCCCCGAGAAGGGGGCCCCUGGGGGGGCCCCCGCACCCAUUCGGCCCCACAAGCCCCGCCCGGCGCCUCCUGUGGGGGAAGAGGGCAAAGACUACGUGCUGGAGGUGGUGCCGUUCAGCGUGUCUUGCGUGGCGCGAGUCAGCAAAUGCAAAAUGUCGCUGCCAGCAGGAGGAGAUGUGGAUUCUGCAGAUGCUCGAAGAAGCAUUAAUUUCCAGCUGCAGAUAAUUCAGGAAAAAUUCAAAGACUGCGGCGGCUUGCCGUUGCUGGAUCCCGUGGUGGACAUGAAAGUGGACCAUCCGCAGCUGGCGGAGCUGGUGAGCCGGAUGGCAGCUUCUGAAGCAGCUCUUAAAGAAAACCCUUUCAAUGGCCAUCCGCUUUGCGCCCUUUACUACGCAGCGCAGCACAAACGCAUGCAAAUGCAGACAAGACUGCGGGAGAUUCAGGCGGAGCUCGAAAUGCAGAAAAAGACCGCCAUUAAGAAAACAUAUUAA